Messenger RNA from Durusdinium trenchii, 2495 nucleotides. The record is from the annotation of a GenBank genome assembly. Lineage: Eukaryota; Dinophyceae; Suessiales; Symbiodiniaceae.
CUCUCUCAGAUAUGUUUGUCGGAUUCAGCUGACAAUGGCACUCAAAAGAUUUCCUCAAGGGCAAGCAGUCCUGGCCAAAUCAUCGCGGUGUGGACCAAAUGUGUGCACCGUGAGGCGAGGUGGUCAUGAAACCGAGUGCCAUUGCUUUCCAGCCGAUUUGAAGCCGCUCAAGAGUGGAUUCAUAGGGUGACCUUCACAAACCUCAUCGCCGCACUUGACCAUGUCCAAACAUGCCUUGUGUGGGGCGCUGACACCUGGCAUAGCCUGGCACCGGUGCUGGGUGAUGGGUGUUCUCGAACCUCAGGCCGCGGAGCAUGUCAAUGUCUGCUCUUUUUCUGCCAGGUAUGUGAUGCACGACAGUGGGUGGCCGGUCUUCUCGCCCUUGGAUUUGAGCUUGGAGGUGAGGGCAGGGGACCUGGGAAUGACAUUCUGGAGCAGUCUUGCUUGGUCUUUGGACCAAUUCCAUACUCUGUCUGCCAUCUGGGGCCACCUCUACGGUGGAUGCUUGGAUGAUCGAUGCCAACACCGAAGAUUCACAAAUCUGGAUUCUCCGCACCGGCCCCGUGGUGCCCACCGUCAGGAGCCGCGCCCCGUGGUGCCCCGCCACCCUUCGGCCUUCGGCACCUUCGGCAGGGACCUCGGGCGUCCACCACUUCCGGGUGGCGUGGCACCGAGUUCGGUGCAGAUUGUGUUGGUGGGAAGCCACAGCAGCCAGUUGCGGCAGACCGGGCAGAUGAUCCAGGAGAUCGCUGACUCAAGAGCUUUGCAGGUCCAUUUGAACUACGCUGGGUGUGUCUAUGUUCCCUAUGCCUGUGUGAAGUUGGGCAGUGACAUGUCCUCGCUCCUCUACCACAGCCUGGCGCGUGGGGACGCGGACCCUACGGCGAUCCGGGAGGGCUUGGAGGCAGCGAAGAUCGGCAGCUAUGGCCUAGCAGUUGUGCUGGACAUGGGCCUAAGCUCUCUCUUGCGAAGCAUCUCUCAAGUGCCGAUCCUGCACGUCAUCGGGAUCUACCCCUUGACGCUGAAUGAUGAGCUGGGACGAGCGAUCCCCGAGGAGCUCCGGCAAAGCCUGGAGGAUUCCAGCAUCUACUCCUUGGCCACCUCCACGGUCUGCGCGCUGCAGCUCUGGUGGAUCUCCGGACGGCGGCUCCCGGUCAUAACGCCCUUGCCGGAGGUCAAGCCGAUCUACCAAGGGGGCCAAGGCGAAGUGAAGAGGCGCAGAAUUUUACAGUGGCGGGGCGAUGUGCUGUGGAACACCGUGGCUGGAAGCGUGUUCUGGGUGUGGGUGCAAAUGCUGCUCCACCUGAACUCCGGCAUUGACAUUGUCCGCAUCACGCAUGGCGUGGGCACCCACAUGAGCUGGAAGGAGGUGGGCCGCCACGAUGCCGUGCUGUUUGUGCCCGAGGACCUCACGAAGAUCGGCUUCUGGGACCUUUAUGCAUCUGCCAUGCCCCUGUUCAUCACCGAUGAAAGCUUGACGGCCAGCCUCCUGUGCCCGGAGCCCAUGUCUCGGGUGAAGAUGCACUACUUCGAUACGCACUGGCGGCUGCCCUUCUUUGAGACAGGCGCCUUCGAAGCCUUGGAGCCCUUCGACCUCGAGCGCAGCUGCGAGAGGAAGUUGGAGUUCUGGGGCUCUUAUGCGGAUUUUUAUCACUUUCCGCAUGUGAUGAUCUUUGCGUCGGGCAUCGAUCUGGUGCUGCAAGUGCUCUCCGCCGAUCUGCUCGCCGUCUCCCAGGCCAUGGCGCACUGGGCGCUCCUGGCACGUCAGCGGAGCAUGCGGCGCUUUCACCAUGCGUUGGCUCAGGUCUACCCAAUCUUCAACCAGAGCACAUCAGCUUGAUGUCGCAUGCCGCAUACUGGCGCGAAGUACCCUGCUGGGUCAUUGCACCCUGCGCGGAGUUGUUUGUGCAGCGAAGCGACGAACGGAAUGGACAUCUGUGUGGGACAACGGCUGACGACACGACCGGAGAUGUCUCGGAUCACGACCGGGCUGGGCAGAUGGCAAAAGGAGGACUUGCUGUGGAGGAUCCUCCCUUCAAAAUGGUAGGGGGUGGUUGGCACUAAGCACGGCACCAAAUCGUUUGUCAUCAUCAUAAAUUACAUACAAUUAACGAAACCAACGUGAGACAAGCUGCAUUUGCAAGUACUGCUUGGAUCCAGGCAACCUUGAUCGGGCAUGAUUGAUUUCCGGAUACACAGCUGUGAGUCCGCAAUUAUCGGGUUGACGGCAGCCCUCGGACAGCAGUGAGACGAUUCAAGAGGGCCACCAUCCGAAGGUGUUCAAAGAGGGCUAUAUAGCGUUUUUGCGAGGCAACAUCUCAAGGAACCAAGGACACCCAGUGGGAAACAGAGUUAGCAACAAGUGGGUUAUAAAAGGUAAACCUGUUUCUUUCGAUUCUUCCCUUUCUCGAUUCUCCAGAUUCACGGCGCUUCAUCAGGUCCCACAAUGAACGCAGCCGGUCCCCUGGUUCAGCACCGAAGCAUCCACCGUCGAC